AAGGAUGAAGGCUGAAGGUCACGAGAUCGCGAAUGUGGAGUUGACUGAGUCCUGGUAAAAUUAUAUUGAAAAUUGUUCUUCUAACCGAAAUUGUUGAAGAAUAUCUACAAAUAUGGCUGAGGACCAAUCACACUAUGUAGAACUGUCGGGAAAUCCGAUAAGAUUUGAACCUAUCAGCCGUCAGACCAACGUAUUUUACGAUGAGGUAAAACGACAGGUGUUCGCUGUGAGAUCAGGAGGAGCCUUUGGAGUAGUUGUUAAAGGACCGGACGAAAAGACAAGCACAACAUUUAGAAUGGAAGACAAAGGACCAGUUAUAUCCAUCAAAUUCUCAUCUGAUCUUCGAAUCUUAGCUGUGCAGAGAUCACAGAGGACAGUGGAAUUCAUUAACUUUCAUACUGGCAGUGCUGACACCUCCGAGUAUUCUCAGAUGUGCAAGGGUAAAAAUACAAAGAUCAUAGGCUUCAAUUGGAUCAGCGGGAAUGAGAUCGUCUUCAUCACCGAUCAUGGACUAGAGCUGUAUCAGGUGACUGCUGAGAAGAAGACGCUGAGGUCAAUGAAGAAUGUCAGUAUCAGCAUCAACUGGUUUACAUUCAUGAAUGAGAGUGCAUUGCUUCUGGUUUCAUCGUCAACCCUUGGUAAUGUGCUAACACCUAUACAUUGUAAGACAGGUAACAUAUCCAAGCUUCCCAAGUUUGAAGUUGAUCUUCCAGUUGUUCCCAAGCCUCCGAAACUCUGUCUUCUUGAGAGAGAUGUAACCAUAGCAAUCUUGUACAGUGUGAUAUAUGUUGUUGUGCUUCGACAUCAACCUAGGGGACCAUCAAAUCAAGGAGCUGAGAUAGUUCUCUAUCAGCUACAAAGGGAAUCACCAGCCAAGAAAACCGAUGUCCUCCGGCUCAAUAUGAGCGGGCGGUUUGCAGUCAACGUCGUUGAUAAUCUAGUAGUGGUACACCACCAGGCAUCAAAGACAUCCAUGGUGUUUGACAUUGGUCUGACCGCUGGUGAGACAGAUAACUACUGUAACUACCACCACCCAGUCCUGGCCCCUCUGCCAAUCAAACCAGUCAAACUCAAGGUAGCUGGGAUACCCACGCAAACCGGACUGGAGAUGAGAGAAGUUGGUGUAGAACUAUAUUCACCCAAUUGGGUUGUAUUUCAGCCUAAUAUCGUGAUCGAUGCUAAGCUUGGAUGUCUGUGGCAUAUUAGUCUUCGGUUGGAUGCACUGGUCCCUAUGAUUCCUGAUAAGUGUCGACUGAUAGAUUUCUUAUUGCUGAGGAGGGAGAGCAAAAAAGUCAUUCUAUAUGUCCUACAAACAGCAUUGGUACCUGGUCAACACUGUAAUCUUGCCACCAUCGCAAAAAUCUUCAACAAACUCAAUGAAGUGUACAGGAGCUACUUGGCUGAACGUCAUGCGCUACAUGCAGAAGAAACGUCCUCGCCCAAGAACAGCCAAUCCGCAGCGAGGGUUUCAUCAGGGACGAGGGUCGUCAUCGAACAGUCCGACAUGUACACCCAUGUACUCACACCAGUAGCUGAAAGGAAAGAUUCAAACCACAAGUUCUUGGUAGCAGUAUUGGUGGAAUACAUCCGCUCUCUCAACCAGUACCAAAUCCCAGUUCAGCACUUCCUGUAUGAACUGGUAAUAAACACCCUUGUCCAUCACAACUGCUUCUAUCAACUACACCAGUUUCUUCAAUAUCAUGUCUUGAGUGACUCCAAGCCCAUAGCGUGUCUUCUUCUUUCUCUAGAGAGCUGCUAUCCGCCUGCUUAUCAACUAGCACUGGAUAUGCUGAAGAGAUUAACAACGGCCAACGAGGAGAUCAUUGAGGUGCUCCUAUCCAAGAACCAGAUCUUAGCGGCUCUCAGGUUCUUACGGAGUGUUGGAGGAGCGGAGAACGCUUCAUCAAGAAAGUUCCUUGAGGCAGCACUGAAUGCGGAUGAUGAUAUGCUUUUCUACACUGUCUUCAAGUUCUUUGAGCAACGGAACCUGAGAAUGAGGGGAAACCCUAUGUUUGCUCCAGGUGAACACUGCGAAAAGUUUGUGCAUGUCUUUGAGCAGAAGUUUGGCUACGAGAGCUUCGUGCCUAUCCAAUGAUAGAGGGCGCCCUACGAUGUAAGGAUGAUGAAUUCUACUUAAACCAAGGCCGUGGUUGAUGCUUGCUGUUAGCCACCUUGGGUUUUGAUGGUGAAGGUAUCGCAAGUGUACCCAGUUAGCGGAGUUAUGACGAUCAAGGUCGGUUUCAGAUAACUUGCUCCAAGAGUUUCAUCCUCCUUUAAGGACUACAAAAUAGCUGGUCAAGGACUUCCACUGCAUACAGAAUAAGGAACAUUGCAAGUGUGUGCCUCUGCACAGUGCAGUAGAUAAUGAUGCCUUUUCACCAUUCCAUCCAGAAAACAAUAUCAUUUUUUGCAAUAAAUUCUUAAAAUAUUAUCUUAUCUAUUCUUUUUUAUUGAAAUAACCUUUUUUUUUCAGUAAACAGACAAUGUACAGAUAAUGAAUGGGAGCAAGGUUUUGUCUUUUCCAUUGCUUUCUUGCUUUGAGUGUUGAUUGUUGCCAAUCUGUUUGGCAUGCAAGGAAACUGACUGUAAUUUUGCAUAGUAUUUUUUAAACAUUGCUUUUCAUUGAUGCAUACUCCUGAAAACUUAAUCCGAGAUCGUUCAAAAGCUGAAUAUUCAAGGGAAUUUUCUAGUGAUGCCAAUCUAACUAACUGAUUUGUUUUUUCUCAAAAAAUGAGAGGAAAGCUGGGUUUUAUUUUCUUUCUCUAUACAUCCAGUAUUAACAAAGACAAAACAUUUUAAACUCAGUAUUUCAAUUAUGUCCGCAUUCAUUUACAAAUUGGUCAAGAGAAACAAAUACUAGAAGACAACUUUGCAUCUAAUGUUAGUAGCAAUUUGAUCUUAGUCUUAUUUCUUAAACAUUUUACCUCCUCUACAGUGUAUAUACACAUCGUAGAAAGCUACAAAAAUCGGUAGGUGGAAAAUUUGAAAAUCACAUUCAAGAUUUCAUUUUUUUUUCGAAAAAAAGUGAGGCUCCCAUUGAGGUUACAUUACAUAUAUUUUAUUAAUCAAGAGUAUAUAUAUAUAUAUACGAGGCUUGUCAAGAGCCUUUAAAAGAAGAAAUCUGUGAUAUCUGUACAUGAGAAUAUAGUUGAUCUAUUUCAGUAUUGUUCACUACACAAAGUGGUCCCCAAAUUCACCCGGGCAAUUCCAUAAGUAAUGAAACGUCCGACUGUCUAUGUAUGAAGUACAUUCAUCGCUGCAAAGUCAACGUUUUGAAAGUCAAAUAAUUGAAGUAUUAUAAGCUAUAUUUUAGACCAGCCAAUGCUAGACAUAUGUUAUCUUUUGUAAGUCAAUUUUCUUCCAAGUGGAACACAUCUCUGUGUUUCCGACAGAUUUGACUUUAAAGGGGAAUGAAACCUUUGGAAUAAGUAGGCUUAUGUCGA
Lytechinus pictus (painted urchin) is the source of this 3443-nucleotide messenger RNA. RefSeq names its product regulator of MON1-CCZ1 complex-like. Gene Ontology annotation, cellular component: Mon1-Ccz1 complex; lysosomal membrane; late endosome membrane. NCBI's taxonomy places the organism in Eukaryota, Metazoa, Echinodermata, Echinoidea, Temnopleuroida, Toxopneustidae. Gene Ontology annotation, biological process: regulation of autophagy. The transcript is spliced from 20 exons. The record is from RefSeq and is a predicted model, not a curated record. Gene Ontology annotation, molecular function: protein binding. The coding region runs from base 113 to 2095 and encodes 660 amino acids.